AUGUGCGCUUUUGAACUACAACCGCGGGGUAUAUGCAAUGACAACGACUGCAGGUCGCAGCAUUUCCGUGAGCUUCCAAAGACCGAAAAAGUGAUCAUUGAUGAUCUUACCGGAUAUUACGAAGGUGAGAAUAUCUCGCAACAGAGGCAUUACCGUGAAGGCCUUCAUAGGUUACUCGGCGAUCUUGAAAUGAACGGGAGGGACUCGUUUCUCGAGAAAUUCGAGGAUAUAAAAAAAUAUCGCGACACUUUUGUUGCAAGAAGCCAAAACGACGGCACUGGGGCUCCACGGGUUGUGUUCACAAAUGAGCACCGGCCAUUGACAGAUGACUGGUACACUUCGCCUCCGGCUCGCGAAAGUGAAUCGGAUUAUGUUUCCGAAAGCUUGCCCACACCAAGAAUGCCAACAUCAUCAUCGUCCGGACCAGAUGACGACCAACAACAAAUAUAUCCAACUUCACCCGAGUUGGAAGAUGAAGAUGAAGACGGUGAUUACUUCUCACCAUCGUUCGCUUCUCAUCACGAGAAAGAUGAGAAUGAAAAAUAUGAAAAUUAUGACGAAAGAAUGAAGUCAUGUCACGAAUCCGACGAUCAAUACGCCGAAUUAAGCGAAUCUGAGUCUGAAUCCACCACAUCCGAAAACGGAGACGAACAAAAAAAUAUCGCGACCAUUAGAUCAUCGACCGAAUUUGCAUCCAUUAAUCAUGAAGAACGGCAAGAAAUCGUCCAGGAGCAACAGGAAGAGGAACAAGAUGUUUAUGCACCAUUUGGUUAUGUAGGCCGAAUUCUCAAUUGGUUCCUCUGA
Funneliformis mosseae is the source of this 804-nucleotide messenger RNA. NCBI's taxonomy places the organism in Eukaryota, Fungi, Glomeromycota, Glomeromycetes, Glomerales, Glomeraceae. The record is from the annotation of a GenBank genome assembly.